GACCAAGACCUCUUUUCUUCUCUUUUCUCUGGAACCAGCUUCUGGUGAUCUCGUUUUCUCACACACACUACUCUCUUACAAUCCUCUUUUUCUUUCUCUCUCUCUCUAAAUUUCUCAUUCUAUCUCCAACGAUAACCCUCACAGGUUUGAAUCCCAAGACAAUUCAUCAUGACCGUGAGGAUGCCCGCUCCCAUUGACCAACAAGAGGACGAGGAGGUGCUUGUGCCGCACGCGGAUUUGCCUGAGAACAAUCACCAACCCAUGGAAGUUGUAGCUCAACCUGAAACUGCCAAUACAGUGGAGAGCCAGCCUGUCGAGGAUCCUCCGUCAUCCAGAUUCACGUGGAGAAUUGAUAACUUUUCUAGGCUGAAUACAAAGAAGUUCUAUUCAGAAAUAUUUAUUGUUGGUGGUUAUAAAUGGCGUGUGCUGAUUUUCCCUAAAGGAAACAAUGUGGACCAUUUGUCCAUGUAUUUGGAUGUUGCAGAUUCAGCUAGUUUGCCCUACGGUUGGAGUAGAUAUGCACAGUUUAGCUUGACAGUUGUUAAUCAAAUCCAUAAUAAGUAUUGUGUGAGAAAAGACACGCAACACCAAUUUAAUGCUCGUGAAAGUGAUUGGGGUUUCACGUCCUUCAUGCCUCUUGGUGAAUUGUAUGAUCCUAGUAGAGGGUAUCUUGUGAAUGAUACUCUUAUAGUUGAAGCUGAGGUUCUUGUUCGUAGGAUUGUUGAUUACUGGACUUAUGAUUCAAAGAAGGAGACUGGCUAUGUUGGGCUUAAGAACCAAGGAGCUACCUGUUAUAUGAAUUCUCUUCUCCAAACCUUGUAUCAUAUUCCUUAUUUUAGAAAGGCUGUGUACCAUAUGCCAACAACUGAGAAUGAUAUGCCCACAGGAAGCAUCCCUUUGGCUCUACAAAGUUUAUUCUACAAGCUUCAAUAUAGUGACACUAGUGUUGCGACAAAGGAGCUGACAAAGUCUUUUGGAUGGGAUACAUAUGAUUCUUUCAUGCAGCAUGAUGUUCAAGAACUAAAUCGGGUUCUUUGUGAAAAACUUGAAGACAAAAUGAAGGGAACUGUUGUUGAGGGAACUAUACAAAAGCUAUUUGAAGGGCACCAUAUGAACUACAUAGAAUGCAUCAAUGUAGACUACAAAUCAACUAGGAAGGAGUCAUUUUAUGACCUUCAGCUUGAUGUCAAAGGUUGCCGUGAUGUUUAUGCUUCCUUUGAUAAGUAUGUUGAAGUUGAACGUCUUGAGGGGGAUAACAAAUAUCAUGCUGAACAGUAUGGUUUGCAGGAUGCUAAGAAGGGUGUCCUGUUUAUUGAUUUUCCUCCUGUCCUUCAGCUUCAGCUGAAAAGAUUUGAAUAUGACUUUAUGCGAGAUACUAUGGUCAAGAUUAAUGAUCGUUACGAGUUUCCCUUACAACUUGAUCUUGAUCGUGAGGAUGGAAAGUAUUUAUCACCUGAUGCUGAUAGGAGUGUCCGCAAUCUUUACACUCUUCACAGUGUUUUGGUUCACAGUGGAGGUGUGCAUGGCGGACAUUAUUAUGCUUUUAUCAGGCCAACUCUCUCUGAACAGUGGUACAAAUUUGAUGACGAGAGAGUGACAAAAGAAGACAAUAAACGGGCAUUAGAGGAGCAAUAUGGUGGUGAGGAGGAGUUGCCACAGACAAAUCCUGGAUUUAACAACACUCCAUUUAAGUUCACCAAAUAUUCAAAUGCUUAUAUGCUGGUGUAUAUACGUGAAAGUGACAAGGACAAAAUUAUAUGCAAUGUGGAUGAGAAAGACAUUGCUGCACAUUUAAGGGAGAGGUUGAAGAAAGAGCAAGAAGAAAAAGAACACAAAAAGAAAGAAAAGGCAGAAGCUCACCUUUAUACUAUUAUAAAGGUGGCAAGAGAUGAAGAUCUUGCAGAGCAGAUUGGAAAGGAUAUAUACUUCGAUCUUGUAGAUCAUGACAAAGUGAGGAGUUUCCGAGUCCAAAAGCAGAUGUCUUUUAACCUUUUCAAGGAAGAGGUUGCGAAAGAGUUUGGUAUACCAGUUCAAUAUCAGCGGUUUUGGCUGUGGGCAAAGCGGCAAAACCAUACCUAUCGUCCUAAUAGACCGUUGACACACAUUGAGGAAGCACAAUCUGUCGGACACUUAAGAGAAGUCUCAAACAAGGGUCACAACGCAGAAUUGAAGUUGUUUUUGGAAGUGGAGCUGGGGAUGGAUUUAAAUCCCAUCGCCCCACCUGACAAGACGAAGGAUGAUAUAUUACUUUUCUUCAAGCUAUAUGAUCCUGAAAAAGAGGAGCUGCGAUAUGUUGGAAGGCUCUUUGUGAAGUGUACUGGCAAACCAUUGGAAAUCUUAACAAAGUUAAAUGAAAUGGCUGGUUAUGAUCCUGAAGAAGAUAUUGCCCUUUAUGAGGAAAUUAAGUUUGAACCAAAUGUCAUGUGUGAACCUAUUGACAAGAAAGUAACAUUCCGAACAAGUCAGCUGGAGGAUGGAGAUAUCAUAUGCUUUCAGAAGGCUUCCUCUAUGGAUAGUGAGGAAAAUGUCCGCUACCCAGAUGUGCCAUCGUAUUUAGAAUAUGUGCAUAAUCGCCAGGUGGUUCACUUUCGAUCUCUGGAUAGGCCUAAGGAAGAUGACUUUUUCUUGGAGAUGUCAAAGCUUUAUACAUAUGAUGAUGUGGUGGAGAAAGUAGCUCAGCAACUUGGUUUGGAUGAUCCGUCCAAAAUACGCCUCACCCCACACAACUGCUACUCACAACAACCAAAACCUCAGCCUAUUAAAUAUCGAGGGGUGGAUCAUUUGUCAGAUAUGUUAAUUCAUUACAAUCAGACCUCAGAUAUAUUAUACUAUGAAGUCCUUGACAUCCCUCUGCCAGAAUUACAAGGUGGUUAUUCAUACUAUCAGACUUCCAAAGCAGAGCACUGUUGGAGAUGUCCUUGAUGAUCUUAAAACAAAGGUUAAGCAUUUAUUCAUUAAAUUGCCUACAUACACAAUAAUACUAUGGUCAAUUCACAACUGCACACAAUUGUCAUAAGGGGUUCAUCUGAUGUCAAAAGGGACAAAAGCAGUGCCACUUAACUCAGCCAUAUUUACCUGUUUUUAGAUGUUGUGACUGCAAUGUUGGGAUAAUACCAAUUUUUCUGUAUAGAAUUGCCAACUUCUCCUCCAUUAUUAAUUUUUGACAUGAAAGUAUAUUAUUAUAAUUCUAUAUAUCAUGCUUACUUUUUACUAUUCUUGAUCAGGUGGAGUUAUCUCAUCCUGAUGCUGAGCUUCGGUUGCUUGAAGUCUUCUAUCACAAAAUAUACAAGGUAUGAAGUUACAUGCAUUGAUGUCAUUUAUUGUUUUACUAUAUUUUAUUAUUGGUGGGGGAAAAAUUCUGGGAAUUGUCAUUAAAUUCACUAAAUUCAGUUUUCAAUUAUUAUUGGUGCUUGUGCUAUUGACUAUCAUACAAAACACCAUUUUCUCAUUGAAAUAUGUUUAUCACUUUCUGCCCUGUGCCUGUGCAGGUCUUCCCUCCCAAUGAAAAGAUUGAAAAUAUUAAUGAUCAAUACUGGACAUUACGAGCAGAGGAGGUAGGAAUCUCUUUCUGUGCGUGGGGCUAGAAAUGAGGGAGAUACUAUUUAGUGUGUACUGAAGUAUUCCUGCUUUGAUUUGAUCAAAGGCUAUCACUGCCUGCCUUUUUCUUCUAAAUAUAUAAUUUGAUACUAUUUUUAGUAGUUCAAUCUCUCAAAACCCUUUCAUGGUUAUAUUCAAAUCUUUCAGAUUCCAGAAGAAGAGAAAAAUCUUGGUCCUCAUGAUCGUCUAAUUCAUGUGUACCAUUUCAAUAAAGACACAGCUCAAAACCAAAUGGUAAAUAGUUUAAUUGAUUCAUUUUGUAUUGUAAAAUUUAAAGCAUUUUGAUCUCUUUGAUAUUUCAUGCUGACAUUAAUUGUAUGACAAAAGUAUUGUAUUUUUGUUUUUCCUGUAAAAUUCACAGCAAAUUCAAAAUUUUGGAGAGCCAUUUUUUCUGGUUAUACAUGAAGGUGAAACUCUAUCUGAAAUUAAAGCGAGAAUACAAAAGAAACUUCAAGUUCCUGACGAUGAGUUUAGCAAGGUAUUUUCUCAUUUACCUGUGUUAAUAUUUUUUAUGUCUGGCUUUGAGUUACUUUGUAUGCUUGGUGGUUUCCUUAAGAACAAGUAGGUUAGUAUGUCUGAUUUCACUUAACCUAUCCGUGUUUAUUGUAUUUCUUGUUUGGCCAGUGGAAGUUUGCUUUUCUAUCACUAGGGCGUCCUGAGUACCUUCAGGAUUCUGACAUUGUAUCUGGUCGUUUUCAGGUGCAUUUAUUGAAACUUGAAUCUUUUUUCUUGGAUAUUCAUCACUAUUUCAUUUGUUUGAUUUUGUUUUUGCAUUGUACUUGUUUUGGUUUCUUAUGAUAGAGAAGAGAUGUUUAUGGUGCUUGGGAGCAGUAUCUUGGAUUGGAGCAUACUGACAAUGCUCCUAAAAGAUCAUAUGCUGUCAACCAGGUCAGUGAAUUUUCUGACUAGAUCAAAGAUUUGUCGAAGUACAAUUCAGUUGAGCGUAAAAAACUUUGUUUUGUUUACAUCAUUCAAAAUUACAUGGCUUUUAUUUUCAGAAUCGCCACACAUUUGAGAAGCCAGUAAAGAUUUAUAAUUAGGAAACCACUAUUGAUGAGUCAUGAAUGGAAUGAGUCCGGCAUAAUUACAUAUCUAUGGGCUUGUAAACAUGGCAAAGAUGGCUAAAGGCUACUAUGUAUAGGACUAAUGAAUCAGCAAUUCAGGUGGUGUCUGCAGACUUUAAGUUAGUUAUGUGGUAUGUAAUUCUUUCUGUCAAUGGAGUAACAUUGCUCUCAACACCUUGUAUCUGCCAACCACAGCGCCUUGAGCUUUUUACUACUUCCGUUUUUAUAUGGAGGUUCUUCAAGUUGAGAUCAUUGAUCAUCAUCACUGAACUGUAUCAGUACAUAAGUUUUUUGGAUUAGUGAGUGUAUACAGGGUAUAGUUGGUUGACUUUUUGUCAUUUUUCUUGAUUGCUUCCUGAUUUUGUCCAGUUAGAAGUGUUAAUCUAAGGGGGAGCUGCAUAAUAUUGUACCAGCUCUUAUGUAAAAGAUUUGCCAGCCUCCAUACAUCUCGUCAGCCUAAAAUUUUCACCAUUUCAUAUGGUUGCUUCUUCUAUUCUCCCCCACCGCCCCUCCUCUCAUCUAGAAAAAGUAUGGACAGUACUUUAGCUAUAUGAAGGACUAUGCGGCUGUUGACACUACUUUCUAUUGGCAAAAUGUUUCAAACGCCGGUGUGCAGAAGUUGUUGAACUCUAGUGAAGGGCUUUGAUGAAAAAAUGGAGGCAGAAGGAUUAGGCUUGAAUUUUAGUUUGUAUUUUUCUUGCUACAGAUGCUGGUGGGAAGGGAAUCGGUGUUGUCAUUGAGUUUGAUGAGAGAAAAUUCAGAUACUCGAGAGAAGGGAAAUGGUCAAUCCUUAUAUCGAGUUUAAUGAGAAACAAUGUUUUCUGUAACGUGUAUUUCAUUGCGCUCAUGCAGAAGGGAUCAUUUUUGUUGAUAAAAAAGAUAGUAUGCGAUGGAUCUCACAAUACUAAGUGAUCUCGCGCAAAUUAUAUGCAUAAAGUUCUACUAUAAUUAUGAAUGCGCAAGGCCAUGAGCAAUCCAAACGUAAACAACGAUUCGAGACUUCCACGCCUGACAGGUACUUAAUUAGUUAAUCAGUGUGAAUAAUAGAUUAAAUUAUAAAUUUACUCCUUAUUUCACAUUUUUUAGUUU
Messenger RNA from Abrus precatorius (Indian licorice), 5750 nucleotides. RefSeq names its product ubiquitin carboxyl-terminal hydrolase 12-like. Gene Ontology annotation, cellular component: cytosol; nucleus. The transcript has 25 exons. Gene Ontology annotation, biological process: regulation of protein stability; protein deubiquitination. Bases 169 to 2922 code for a protein of 917 amino acids. NCBI's taxonomy places the organism in Eukaryota, Viridiplantae, Streptophyta, Magnoliopsida, Fabales, Fabaceae. The record is from RefSeq and is a predicted model, not a curated record. Gene Ontology annotation, molecular function: protein binding; cysteine-type endopeptidase activity; cysteine-type deubiquitinase activity.